AUGCUCCGUCAAACCAUCACCAAGCCUCUCACCACCACCGCCUUCACGCGCUCCUUCUCUGCUCUUGCCCCCAGAAUGGCUGGAGGUGACACCGGUGCUCCCCGGUCUGGCGGCGUUCAAUCAGGCGACGCCUUCACCAAGCGCGAGGCCGCCCAGGAAGCCCGCUACAUUCAUGAGAAGGAAUUGGAAAAGCUCCAAAAACUGAGACAGAGCAUCAAGGAACAGCGCGAGCACCUUGACAAGCUCGACCAGCACAUCGACGAACUCACCAAGAACCAGGGCGGCGAGCAGAACUAGAUUGUGUGCAUACUCAAUACCCCUCACCUCUUCAACUUCGGUUGUCUUUCCUACAUGAACAACACAUACUAUAUCCUCCGCGGAAUAACGAUAUGACUUGCAAUGUUGAUGUGAUGGUCUUUUCGAUGUCAUGUUAGCAUAUGGUUUCAGCUACUUAGUCGAAGCCAAAGACGUUACUGUGACCGAAGUAUUGGAUUGCUUUGCUCCUUGUGUAGACUGAAUCAUGGUCCAUUUAAUGCUCGACGGCUUUGCCUUAAACUCGUACCUCUACUCACCAGAGUGCUGAGUAGGCAGUAUACAUUGACAUCAUUAAAUUUUACAACCCAUCUUCCACGCAUACUACAUACCUUCCGAGUAAUAAGUUACUCUGUUAUUCUUCAUUAACAAUCCC
Aspergillus saccharolyticus JOP 1030-1 is the source of this 688-nucleotide messenger RNA. RefSeq lists its product as uncharacterized. The transcript is spliced from 4 exons. Gene Ontology annotation, molecular function: ATPase inhibitor activity. Gene Ontology annotation, biological process: negative regulation of ATP-dependent activity. Gene Ontology annotation, cellular component: mitochondrion. Lineage: Eukaryota; Fungi; Ascomycota; Eurotiomycetes; Eurotiales; Aspergillaceae. The record is from RefSeq and is a predicted model, not a curated record. Bases 1 to 297 code for a protein of 98 amino acids.